AUGCAUUCCACCGCAGCAGCACAUACCAGCCCCGUCAAGGACGGCAGGCGGAUUCUCGGCGAGAAGACCGUCAACGCGUGCCUGUCCCCCGCGCGCCAUCGCCACACCUCCCUCUCGCCUGUGAAACGUCCAUUACUGGAGACACCGUCCUCGCCUUCCAAAACACUUCUCCCUUCACCUCUGUUUGCCGGUCAGAAACGCACCAUCGACCAGGUGGACCACAACGAGCACGAGAGCACCACCCGAGAGCGCGCGCCGGUCCAGGCACCACUUACCCCCAGCAACGCGCAAGAUGAGUUGACGACAGAGUCCGCUGCAGCUCCUGCAGUUGCACAGAUCCAACCCGACGCGACAACACAACCAGAGCUUCCAGAUCUAGAAACAACACAACAACAACAACAACAAGUAGAGCCGGACCAACAAGCGCAAACAAUCCCCCAACCCAUAGAAGCCACACAACCCUCCCAACCACAAGAACAAAUAGAACUCACCACGACGCGAGUCGUGCUCGAAGACCCAGCGACGCGCAAACGCUUCAUCCAAGAGAAAGCAACCCUCCUCCGUAGCCGCCUCCAAACCGCCAUGCGGCACGUCCGCGACCCGCAAUUCGACCGCCGACUAUCCGCGCUCGAAGCCCACAGCCGGAAAUGUCCCCGAUUAGCACGGCCGGAGAUCCAAGCCCAGACCCCGGCGCCGAAGGACACACUACGGAUGACAGCAUUCGAGACACCCGCCCCGGCGCCUUUCGUUUCCACGCCACGCAUCCUCCAACCCGCAGCGGAGCUUCACACGUCGCCGGACACCACGCAGAAUAACAACGCGUCGGGCCUCUCGUCCCCGCCGCUCUCAACGGGGAACACCGCCUCCGACGAUCCGAUGAAGACCCCGACGCAGAAGACGUAUCGUCGGGCGGUGGAGGGAGGAGCCGGAGGAGAGGGAGGAGGAGGAGCAUCGCCGAUGCAAUUGAGCAGUCCGCCUGCGACGGUAUCGCGACGGAGGACGGGGCCCGUGCUCGAGGAGUCGGAUCGUGAGGACGACGGGGUGAGUCUCCCGGAAAAGCAGCGACGGCUGUCGCAAAAGGGGGAUGCGGUGGAUGGGCUGUUGAAGUUGAUGGGGACGGCGGAGCAACAGCAGCAGCAGCAGGCUGAUACGGUAUGAUCGCCACGGAUGAGUCUUGUGAUAUGCCCAGUCGCCGAGCAUAUGAAAUAGCAG
This is a messenger RNA of Aspergillus homomorphus CBS 101889, 1212 nucleotides long. RefSeq lists its product as uncharacterized. The record is from RefSeq and is a predicted model, not a curated record. The coding region runs from base 1 to 1158 and encodes 385 amino acids. Lineage: Eukaryota; Fungi; Ascomycota; Eurotiomycetes; Eurotiales; Aspergillaceae. The transcript has 3 exons.